Messenger RNA from Gigantopelta aegis, 548 nucleotides. RefSeq lists its product as uncharacterized. Lineage: Eukaryota; Metazoa; Mollusca; Gastropoda; Neomphalida; Peltospiridae. The record is from RefSeq and is a predicted model, not a curated record. Bases 15 to 548 code for a protein of 177 amino acids. The transcript is spliced from 5 exons.
UUGUUAUUUCAGCUAUGGUGUUGAUGUGUGACAGCAACGCGAGUGUCUCCACUACACCAACCAUCAACGAAAACGUCACAGUGCAGCUGAACAACCCUGAGAUUGUUAUCAACGACUCCAGUGGUCGCCCUUGUUUCCUGGGCAGCGUCAACCUGACCAUCGUCAUCAACUAUCACAGUGAAACAGACGAGGGCCGCGGUCGUGUUAUCCGGCUGCCUAUGGCCGACGACGUCGUCACUAGAGGUGACUGCGCCGACUGGAACAGCACACCUUUGUUGUCGAUGACGUGGCCAAACGGAACUCUACAGCUCAAUCUGACGUUUCACUUCCACAAAACGUUCGUAGACAACAACAACAAGACGGCCACGGGGAAGUGGUCUCUUAGUAACGUCAGCAUCCACGUCAGCGACUCCUUCUUCCCGCCUGGAACUGUUGGAGUGGACGCUGAGAUGUCUAUGAAGCACAACGUGACGCUGUUCGUGACACGUAUUACAGUCCCAACAAGAGUGAUGACUAGCAUGUCUAAGAAGGCCGGUGCGGCUGUUUAG